This is a messenger RNA of Pogona vitticeps (central bearded dragon), 1881 nucleotides long. The record is from RefSeq and is a predicted model, not a curated record. Lineage: Eukaryota; Metazoa; Chordata; Lepidosauria; Squamata; Agamidae.
CACUCCCGCCCACCCACCUGUCAAUAAAGGCCGAGCCGGCUCCGCCUACCCGAGCCUCGUGGAACUGGGCAAGAGCGCCGGCCGGACCAAGCUGGCGGCGGCCGUCACGUGAGCAGAAGGGGGUGGGGCCGCGAGCGGUCAGCUGACUGGCAGCAGCUGCCGGAAAUCUCGCGCCUCGGAGAAGAGGGGGCGAAAAAGAUGGCGGCGGAAAGGGAACCCCCUCCUCUCGGGGACGGCAGGCAGACCGAGUUCGAGGAGCUGGAAGACGGCGAGGACCUCUUCACCAGCACCGUCUCCACCCUGGAGUCAAGCCCUUCAUCUCCAGAGCCUGCCAGUCUUCCUGCAGAAGACAUCAGUACAAAUUCUAAUGGUCCUAAGCCAGCAGAAAUCAUAUUAGAUGAUGACAGGGAAGACCUUUUUGCUGAAGCCACAGAAGAAGUUUCUCUGGAUAGUCCAGAAAGAGAACCAAUACUUUCUUCAGAUUCCACUCCUGCUGUUACUCCUGUUACUCCAACCACGCUAAUAACACCCAGAAUGGAGUCAAAAAUUGUAGUAGCCCCUGUGGAUUUUGAUAGAACCAGGGAAGAGAUUGAAGAAGAGGCAAAUGGAGACUUGUUUGACAUUGAUAUUAGUGUGUCAGAUCCAGAAAAAGUUGGUGAUGGCAUGAAUGCUUACAUGGCAUAUAGAGUAACAACAAAGACUUCCUUGUCCAUGUUUCACAAAAAUGAAUUCUCUGUUAAAAGAAGAUUCAGCGACUUUCUAGGCUUGCACGCCAAAUUAGCAACUAAAUAUUUGCACGUUGGGUACAUUGUGCCUCCAGCUCCAGAAAAAAGUAUUGUAGGCAUGACCAAGGUGAAAGUAGGCAAGGAAGAUUCGUCAUCUACAGAAUUUGUAGAGAAAAGAAGAGCAGCACUAGAAAGGUAUCUACAACGAACAGUUAAACAUCCAACCUUGUUACAGGAUCCUGAUUUAAGACAGUUCUUAGAAAGUUCUGAGCUGCCGAGAGCAGUUAACACCCAGGCUCUGAGUGGAGCAGGAAUAUUGAGGAUGGUAAACAAGGCUGCCGACGCUGUCAACAAAAUGACGAUCAAGAUGAAUGAAUCGGAUGCAUGGUUUGAGGAAAAACAACAACAAUUUGAAAAUCUUGAUCAGCAGCUUCGGAAACUUCAUGGUAGUGUAGAAGCCUUGGUGUGUCACAGAAAAGAACUUUCAGUCAACACAGCUGCCUUUGCUAAAAGUGCUGCAAUGUUAGGGAACUCAGAAGACCAUACUGCUUUAUCAAGAGCUUUGUCUCAGCUUGCUGAAGUUGAGGAAAAGAUAGAUCAGUUACAUCAAGAACAAGCAUUUGCUGACUUCUAUGUGUUUUCUGAGUUGCUCAGUGACUACAUUCGCCUUAUUGGUGCAGUAAAAAGUGUAUUUGAUCAUCGAAUGAAAUGUUGGCAGAAAUGGCAAGAUGCUCAAAUCAUGUUACAGAAAAAAAGAGAAGCUGAAGCUAAACUUCAGCUUGCUAACAAACCUGAUAAAUUGCAGCAAGCUAAGGAUGAAAUCAAAGAGGAAAUCGAAGAGUGGGAAGCAAAAGUUCAACAAGGAGAGAGAGAUUUUGAACAAAUAUCCAAAACAAUACGCAAAGAAGUAGGAAGAUUUGAAAAAGAACGUGUGAGAGACUUCAAAACUGUUAUAAUCAAGUAUUUGGAAUCCUUAGUGCAAACACAACAGCAGCUGAUAAAAUAUGGGGAGGCAUUCCUACCUGAAGCCAAAGCCAUUGCCUAGAAAGAAGACUUUCAAAUAUGAAGAUUCUUUGGAUGUUUGUCCCAAUUGAGCUGAAUUCCACAGUGAAAUCACUUUAAAAUCAUCCAAAUAAACCACUAUAUAUUUUAUGAA